AUGCCUUCCGAUCAGAUGCAGCGUUUGACUCUUUGGAGCACCAUCGCCGGCCCCAAUCCGUGGAAGGUGGCCUUUGUGCUCGAAGAGCUCGACAUUUCGUACGACACGAAACUCAUCGACUUCCCCGACAUGAAGAAACCGCCCUUCGAGAAAAUCAACAUCAAUGGCCGUGUCCCUGCCCUUCAAGACCCUAACACUGGCAUAACUCUUUGGGAAUCCGGCGCUAUCAUCGAAUAUCUUGUGGAAACUUACGACAAGACGAACAAGAUCAGUUUCGCCCCUGGUACCGCCGAAUACUUUCAUGCGAAGCAAUGGCUGCACUUUCAAAUGUCCGGGCAAGGACCAUAUUUCGGUCAGGCAAUCUGGUUCGACAGAUAUCACCCAGAACAGGUCGAAACCGCCAAAGAUCGCUAUGUGAACGAGAUACGCAGGGUUUGCGGAGUGCUAAACAGAGCUCUGGAGGGAUCCGAAUACCUUGUGGGUGGAAAGUACAGCUAUGCAGAUGUUGCGUUUCUCCCAUGGUUCAUUCUUGCGUUUUUCCAGUGGUAUAAUACGGCGGUCCCAGGAGUAUUUGCGCAUAAAGUUCAGGUUUCAGAGGAAUUCCCUAAUAUGGCUGCUUGGUUGACGAGAAUGAGAGAGAGACCUGCUAUCUCAAAGGUGUUGGAAAAGAGAGCCAGCCUAAUGAAGUAG
Molecule: messenger RNA, 690 nt
Organism: Ilyonectria robusta
Lineage: Eukaryota; Fungi; Ascomycota; Sordariomycetes; Hypocreales; Nectriaceae
Product: putative glutathione S-transferase
Exons: 1
Coding region: 1-690 (229 amino acids)
Source: RefSeq, a predicted model, not a curated record